AUCCGAUUGUCCGAACGCGCCUUUUUCUCAUUCACAUCUGAUUCACACGAACACCAUCUUUUCUCUUCAUUUAUGGUCGAUUGAAUUCGCAUAUAUUGUCAUCAGGAUACACCAAUGAGUCAAAAUCUCAUCUAAAGUCAUCAUUAUGGAAGGCGAGACGGGAAUGUCGCCAAAAGGUGAUGAGAAAAAGGGGAGUGAAAAACGGACUGGAGAGAAGAAAGAUUCUACAGGUCAAAAGAGGGUUCGAAAUCGGCCUAAUCGUUCAAAGAACGCCAAGAAGGAAGCGGAAGCAAAAGGAGAACCAGCCGAAAAGGCUGAAGAUCAAAAGCAGAAUACAGGGGAAGCAGCACCAAAAAAGCGUAAACAACGCAGAAACAAGAAGAAGAAGACGAAAAAAGAGGCAAAAGAAGCAAAAGAGAGUGGCGAUUUCAACCCAAAGAUCAAGCUCAAGGUUAUCAUCAGACGUUUACCACCCAAUCUACCCGAGCAUAUAUUCUGGCAAGCUAUUUCUCCUUGGGUUCUGCGUUCAGAAUCGCAAAAAGGUGUCGCACCUACAGAGGAUAAAUCUGGUAGCCUGGCUGAAUCAUCCUCCUCAAAAGUACCAUUUGCAGAUCAAGCAUACUUUGUUCCAGGCAAGCUGAAGGAUGGCUCAAGAAGAGGUGUACAAGCAGAUAGUAAUGCCUCACCCCACACAUUUUCUCGUGCAUAUAUUCGAUUCCACAAGACAGAUGACCUGGUCAACUUUCAUCGCGGUUUUGAUGGUCAUCUGUUCAGGGACUCAAAAGGGAACGAGUAUUUCGCAGUGGUGGAAUUUGCGCCUUUCCAAAGAAUGCCAGAAGAUGGGGUCAGAAGGAAGAAACCAGACACGUUGGCUGGCACAAUUGAAGAGGACGAACAUUAUAAACAAUUCGUUAGUAUCUUAACACAAACAGAGGCAGAACUUGCGCAAGAGAAAGGGCAAGGUCAAUUAGAGAAAACGGAUGCACAAUUGAUGGCGCAUUUGACAUCAUUAUCAGCUGAUUCACAAAACGCACAAAAGCAAGCGAAAAGCACUCCUUUGCUUGAACACCUUCGUGCACAACGAUUGGCCAAAUCUGGAACAUCGGCGCAAAAGCAAUCACGCACAGGUAAGACAAAGUCAGCAAAAGGCACUUCCGGCUCAAAAAGCAAGGCAAAAGCCAUCUCGGAUCCAUCAAUUCCCACCGGUCCGAAAGCAAUGGUUCAAAAGCAAAAAGAUAGUCAGAAAACGGAAUCCGGAAACAAGAAGAGUAAGAAGAGCGAAAAGUCAGCCAAUUCAGCCCGGCUGGAUAAGAAUAGCAUUUCUGAUCACGCCGAGAAUAACGUCACGCAAACCAAAAAGCAACCGAAAAAAGAACAAAACCGGACAAAUAAGGCAGAAGGAGAAAAUAGCGGAGUUGGUAAAAUAGCCUCUAACAAAAACGUAACGCCCAAAAUACCAUCAUCUCCUCCGGCAAAAAUUGCAAUCUUGAAACGUGAAAUGAAAGAUUCAGAAGGACAAAAACAGACUUCUACCACCUCUACACAAACGAUGGACGUGGAACAGAAUCUCAAGCAGCCUCCAAUAUCUCGCGGUCGCCGUGGGCGAGGUGCGGGCAGCGGCGGGGAUACAUGA
Meira miltonrushii is the source of this 1633-nucleotide messenger RNA. RefSeq lists its product as uncharacterized. Gene Ontology annotation, molecular function: mRNA binding. Gene Ontology annotation, biological process: nuclear-transcribed mRNA catabolic process, nonsense-mediated decay; positive regulation of translation. The record is from RefSeq and is a predicted model, not a curated record. Bases 146 to 1633 code for a protein of 495 amino acids. Gene Ontology annotation, cellular component: cytoplasm; nucleolus. NCBI's taxonomy places the organism in Eukaryota, Fungi, Basidiomycota, Exobasidiomycetes, Exobasidiales, Brachybasidiaceae. The transcript has a single exon.